AUGUCAACUGUAAAACGUACCCCACCAAAAAAGAAACAAACAGACAAUCCGCGUCAAAUUCAUACAUCAUCUGAAUCGGACAUCAGCUCGGCCGCAUUGACGAGUGACCUCGUGAAAAUGAAUAGAAAUAAACGCCCGAGAUCGGCUGACUCUCCUCAAGGCGGGUCAACAUUGGACUUCCAAAAUCUUCAGAACACACUAUCGAGUUGGAGGGAAGAACAAGAUAGCAAAUUAGCCACAAUUUUGGCUGAUAUCGUUGAAAUUAAAACUCAGAACACUCAUAUAAAGGAGUCUAAUGACGAAAUUCGCAAGACAAAUGAAGAACUGAAAGUCUCGAUCUCAUUUAUUAAUAAACAAUUCGAAGAUUUAAAAAAGGAAGUCGAAGAACUUAAGAGGGAACGCCAGGAUCAGCAAAGAAAUAUAGAAAACCUAGAGCGUACCCAGAAUGUUGCAAUACCCUCACAAAGACUAUUAGUAAAGUGGCCGAAGUUGUUGGUGUACAGGUUUCGGACUAUGAGAUCCGUGACAUAUAUCGGCUGCCGGGUAGGUCCUCCAACCCUGACACCCCACGUCCUAUAA
Molecule: messenger RNA, 579 nt
Organism: Arctia plantaginis
Lineage: Eukaryota; Metazoa; Arthropoda; Insecta; Lepidoptera; Erebidae
Source: the annotation of a GenBank genome assembly